AUGCCCCGGCAGCGCGUCGACCCGCGGGAUGCUGCCUCUUUAAGAGCCGCCGCCUACGCGGACGGUGCCCCUUGCCGCGAACUCAGCGUCCGCCUCCUCCGCUCAGGCGAGGGAAGCGGAAACGCCGCCCGCUCGCCCGGCAGGGCGCAUGCUCGGGCUGGAACGGGGCGAGAGGUGAGUGAGGCGCGUGCAGAGGGCGGAGAGGCGAGAGCCCGGGAGAAGCAGUUGGCCGGCUGCCCGGCGUCGCUUCAUGUUCCGGUAGAGGAUCCUCCUGUGCACCUGAACUCCGACCCCGGUUGCUCAGGGAACCGAAGGAGAUGCAGCAUCCCUGUGCAGAUAACACGCAUAGCCGGAUGCUUCAUUAACACACGCAUUCACACAUGCACACUCCCACCUAGCGGGAAGGGGAUGCCGGGCGGGGAAGCACGUUCUGAUAAGAGCCCCGAAUUUCAGAAUUAAGAAAUUACCUUCAGGCGUGGUCGCGACUUCAAAUUCUUGUAGCUCUUCUCCUUUGCUACAGAAGUUUUAUCUUUGGAGAUUGCUGGCAAGUUCAACCCCAAGAAGGGGCUGCUUAAUUCUGAAAGGCGUUGGGUCUAAUAAAAUGCUUUGGCUUAAUGCACAAGGAGACAAAGUCAUGCAUUGCAAUUGGGCUGCUGCUAGGGCAUGCCUCUCUCUAGCUGCGGCUUCUCCUCCCAGGAAACUUUAAAAAUUAGAAUAUAAUAGGGCAUUAGUGUUGGGACGCGGGUGGCGCUGUGGGUAAAACCUCAGUGCCUAGGACUUGCCGAACAUGGUUCGAAUCCCUGCGGCGGGGUGAGCUCCCGUCUUUCCGUCCCAGCUCCUGCCCACCUAGCAGUUCAAAAGCACCCCUAAGUGCAAGUAGAUAAAUAGCGGGAAGGUAAACGGCAUUUCCGUGUGCUGCGCUGGUGCUGGCUCGCCAGAGCAGCUUCGUCACGCUGGCCACGUGACCCGGAAGUGUCUCCGGACAGCGCUGGCUCCCGGCCUCUUAAGUGAGAUGAGCGUACAACCCUAGAGUCGGACACGACUGGCCCGUACGGGCAGGGGUACCUUUACCUUACCUUUACCUAGGGCAUUAGAACUGUAGAAUUGGAAGGGACCACAAGGUUCAUAUACUUUAAUAAUAACAAUAAUAAUAUUUGUAUGCUGUCCAUCUGCUGGCUUGCCACAGCUGCUCUGGGUGGCUCUCAACAGAAUAUAACACGAUAAAACACCAAACAUUAAAAACUUCCCUAAAGAAUCUAGUCCAACCCCCUGCAACGCAGGAAUCUUUAACCCAGUGCGGGACUCGAACCCAUGACCUGGAGAUUAAGAGUCUCAUGCUCCAGCGACUAAGCCAUCCAGCCUGUAAAAACACUAUUUAAGUGUUUCAGAAGUACAGACUUGAACGACCGGGACCCUGUGAUCAUCUGAGGCCCUUCUUCGUAGCAUUCCCCAUUAGAGGUCUGGAGGGCGGCAGCAAGAGAAGAGGCAUUUGCUGCGGUGGCUUCCUACUUGCAGAAUGCUCUCCCCAGGAGGUUAAUCUGGUGCCUUAGUUACAUAACUUUAGGUGCUAAGCAAAAACAUUGCUCUUCUCGCAGGCCUUUGGCUAACUAAACAAUCUAUGGCCUGUUGAACUGUGUGUGUGGCAGGGGGUAUUGUUUUUGUUACUAUGUGCUUUUGUGUUUUGAUACUACCCUGUGAUCCUCAUAUGAAUGGCAGUACAAUAGUACCUCGGGUUAAGUACUUAAUUCGUUCCGGAGGUCUGUACUUAACCUGAAGCACCACUUUAGCUAAUGGGGCCUCCUGCUGCCCCCACGCCGCCGGAGCACUAUUUCUGUUCUCAUCCUGAAGCAAAGUUCUUAACCUGAAGCACUAUUUCUGGGUUAGCGGAGUGUGUAACCUGAAGCGUAUGUAACCUGAAGCAUAUGUAACCCGAGGUACCACUGUAAAGUUAAAAGAUCUAGUUAAAAAAACAAAUGGAAGUUCAUGUGCCCUGUCCUGUUUAUAUAUGUUAUGUGCACUAAUUUAAUUGUUUCCCCAAGUCCUUAUCAACUCUUGAAUAGCUAACAAUAGUGGAUGUGGCAUACUUAUCUCUUCCAUCGCUGAGACUCCUGACCUCAUAUUAACAAGAGUCUCUACCCUGCCUUCCCUCCGUCUGUGUCACAUGCAUAUAUAAUACACACAGACGGAGGUUAAUAUUUAACGUUUAAUGAAAAUGCUCUAGGAAAGCUUGUUGGUCUUUCAGGCGCCACCACACAUUUUUUUGCAGGGGAAGUGAACCUAGAAAAUUCAGGUUUUAAUGGUGAGAUGCCUGUCUAGGUGGUUGAUCUUAGGAUGAAGUGGUAAAUAUUUUUAUUGGUUGUUGGAAGGUGGGCUGUUUUGCUAGUCCUUGGUUCUGAAGUGGCGCAGAGAGCCUGCGGAUGUGGUUUAGUCCUCAAUCCCUUUUAUAGCCCUUGUUACAGCAAGGCUGAUUGAUCGGUUUUCAUUUUUGUAAUACCCAUUUUCCACUUCCAAGAUGCAACUACUGUGGCUUAAAUGAGGCCACAUGCUCAUGAAGCCUGAGUUCUACUAUAGUUUCAUCAAGACACCUUUUUCCUAAAGAUAAAAAGUGCACUGGUUGUUGUUACUUAGCUGUAUUGAUUACUGUGAUUUUUAUUCCUAGAGCCAGGCUGAAGCAGCUGAUGGUUAA
Podarcis lilfordi (Lilford's wall lizard) is the source of this 2686-nucleotide messenger RNA. The record is from the annotation of a GenBank genome assembly. Lineage: Eukaryota; Metazoa; Chordata; Lepidosauria; Squamata; Lacertidae.